UAAAGUUGUGGUGCGGGUCCCUUUAAAGAGCUCCGCGCCUGCGGGAGCACUAACAUGGAAUAGUCCAUUUGAACUGAUGGGGGUACAAAAGCUCAGGAUAAGAUGCCAUCUUCAGACGCCCCUCCUCUCGGGCUCGCUGUGACAGUGAUCCAGAUGGUCGCUUUGAUUUCAGGACAGAUCGCCUCAAUAGUUAUUAUUAUAAAACACGCAAACCUCUUAAUGAUUUCCGGUUCUGUUCGGUUGGACUGAACCUUAAAUGUGUACUCGUGUUGGGAGCGCACUUUGGGAGACAGUGUUCGUGAAGGCCGUGUGCUCGCCCCCGGAGUGGCUCAACUGUUCUCGGACUGAUCCAAUGGGGGACACCGGCAGCGAGAGCAGCAACACGCCGACUCUACCUACGCGGUGCCCCUGCGGCUUCUGGGGAUCCAGCAAGACCAUGAACAUGUGCUCCAAAUGUUUCACCGACUGUCAGAAAAAGCAGCCAGAUAGUGAGUGUUUGUCCAAGCCGAGCUCAAGCUGUGAGAGUAUGCAGAUGUACAGCGGUGAGGUGAGCGGUGUCAGCAGCCCGGACCAGACCUCACUGUCUCCACCCUCACAUCCAGAACCACCUACAGUCACGGACACAUCCCUCCCCUUCAGCAACUCACAGGAAGGAGCAUCAUGUAGAGAUCCAGCACAAGGUCUUCUCUGCAUUCCCACCAAACAACCCUGCCAUUCAGAUGAUGAGGCAUCACCAGUGAAACGUGUGCGGCUAGAGGAUGGCUCAUCAGGAGAGGAGGCGAGGAGCGGACCCAAGCAGAAGAACCGCAGACGCUGUUAUCGCUGUUCAAGCAAAUUAGAGCUGGUACAGGCGGCGCUGGGUUCCUGUCGCUGUGGCUACGUGUUCUGCAUGCGACAUCGUCUUCCUGAGCAGCAUGAGUGCGAGUUCGAUCACCUGGGACAAGGUCGUGAAGAGGCCAUGCGCAACAUGGUGAAACUGGACCGUAAGGUGGGCCGGUCCUGUCAACGUAUCGGAGAGGAGUGCUCCUGAUGUCUAAGAUGGUGAAGAACACAAUUAAUAUGGGAACAACUGGACUUGCUGGUUUGGGGGUCGUCUCUCAUUUGAGGCCUUCAGUGACCCGGAGAGCUCGGCUCCUGAUGCUCUACGCCUUAAUCAGAUGAAAACUGCCUGUUUUGGCUGAAGUGGACUGUAAAUGGUCAGCAGCAAGCCGUUUCAAGUACUGUGGUGUGUUUGUGUUCUUUAUCAAACUGCUGCACCCACAGGCCUCUACAAUUACCAAUCCCUGAUGGACGUUUGAUAAAUCUCCUUUGAUCUGAUAUUUGAACACACGAUGCCUUUGCCAUUUUCUCUGUAAUAAAGUCUUAUUUACAGAUGAGUUCAAGUCAAGGCUCAUAUUGUUCUUAUAACGUAUAACAUGUGAAGAUUUCAUGAGUGAAUUUAUGUUGAUCAGGAAUAAGAAACCCCAUUAUAGUAUUACCCCCCCCCCCCUCGAGGUAUAAUUCUAAAUGUGAACACGAUUGUAAAGAUCUCUCUUUUUUUAAUUGGACUAUAUGAAGCGAGCUCAUACUUGCAUCGAAUCGUGUAUUUUAGUUGUUUUUCAUCUCUUUGUUCUUAAAGUUGAAUAAACUGGUUUAGAUAAUGAGAUCGUUUGGUUAUAUUGAAGACAAGUGUUUAAAUCGAACUCCUCAUUGCUUGUGUUCUUGAUUGUGAAGUGUCUCUCUCAUAGUUUCAUGAAUGUUUGGUGUCAGUACGGAUCUUUAAAAGAUAUUUUUAACCGUUCUGUGAGUGAUCUAAACCACCAUGACCUUUGACCUGUACUUGCACUUCUAUAUCACUGACCUCGUUAAUUGUGUUUUUUUAUGACUGUUAAAUUGGGUUUAUUGAAUGACUAUAUUUUAGUUUAACCCUUUAAACUCUGGUGCAUUUUUGGGCUGCCGCCUGCAAUUUCUCACACUCCGAUUGAAAGGUUCACCAUUCACACGUACUGUGAAAUAUUGCAAAACAUUGGUCUCAUCAUGUCAUUGAAUGGGUUAAUAUGGAGGAAAAAAUCAAUAACAUCAAAAACAAAAACAUUUUUGAGAUUCCCUGAUAUUUCCAGGUUUUGCAUGGCUUUGUAUUAUGAAUAAUCAAACAUCCGGGUGUUUUCGUAAAUCACUUUGAAUCUAAAUCAGAUUUGAUUUGAAUUGCACUCAAAGCAGUAUUUUAGUUUUUAUGAAAAGAUGCAUAUCAAUGUUAACUGAUUUCAGUGUUUGUGGGCGAUAAAUGUGGGAUGAUGUACAGUUAGCUGGUCAUUAUGACAAAAGCAACCACAGUACGAUCAGGACCCCGACACAAAGCACAUCCCACAUAUUACACAUGGCUACUUGAGUAAAUAAAUGGUUAUGAAAUAUCAAUCUGAAUUAGCAGUUAAUUAAUCUGAAACCAACUGUAAGAGUUACUAUUGAAAGCAACAUUACAAUUCCAAGAACUACAUUAAACAGAGAAGAAAUGAUUGUCUUUAUUGAUGCCUGAGCUAUGGGUCAAAGGUCAUGUCUGGCACCUGUACCAAUCAUGCUGAACUCUAAUGGAGCACUCCAGUCAAUGUCCAGAGUCUCCAUAGAGACGAGCAUCAGAAGGUCAAGUGACUCUUUAUAGUGCUGACUGUCCUCUGAUGAACUCCAGCAACCUGAAACACACAAUACAAUCAUGUUGUCUUUAAAUCUAUUAUGAUGUAAUCCACUUACAAUCUCAAUUAAACAUCAAAAGACCAAUUACACAAAAUACAGCAACAACAAGAGACAUAAUUCAUAUAAUGUGUAAACAAAAUAGUGUCAAUGUCGUGACGCUUGCUGUUUUGUCCAGAUGGAUUAUAUUAUGCAAAAACUCAUUUCAAAUGUCAUUGACAUAAAACAAUUAUUAUGUACUUGUUUUCAGUUUUUGAGUUUGAUAUUUUCACAAUA
Molecule: messenger RNA, 2940 nt
Organism: Xyrauchen texanus (razorback sucker)
Lineage: Eukaryota; Metazoa; Chordata; Actinopteri; Cypriniformes; Catostomidae
Product: AN1-type zinc finger protein 3-like
Exons: 7
Coding region: 257-1030 (257 amino acids)
Molecular function (GO): DNA binding; zinc ion binding
Source: RefSeq, a predicted model, not a curated record